AUGCGUUCAUUCACCAUCUCUGCUGUUGCCAUCCUUUCUUUAUUAGCUUCUGAAGUUGUUGCAACUCCUCCAGCUUGUUUAUUAGCCUGUGCUUCCCAAGUUGUCAAGAAAUCAAACAAAUGUAACACUUUAAACCAAGUCAGUUGUGUUUGUGAAAAUGAAGAAUCAGCAAUCAAACAAUGUUUAGAUUCUAUCUGUCCAAAUGGUCAAGCUGAUGAUGCUUACUCUUCAUUUGAAUCAUCUUGUAAAGAUGUUGGUGCCGAAGUCAAAUCAGGUUCAUCAUCUUCUUCUGCUUCAUCUUCAUCAAGCUCCUCUGCUUCAUCAUCUGCUUCAUCAUUUGCCUCAAGCUCUUCUGCUUCCUCUUCAUCAUCAUCAUCUGCUGCCCCAUCUUCUUCAUCAGUUGUCGAAUCAUCUUCAUCUGCUGUUGAAUCAUCAUCUUCAUCCUCAUCAGUUGCUCCAUCCUCUUCUGCUGCCCCAUCCUCUUCUGCUGCCCCAACUUCAUCUGCUGCUCCAGCUUCAACUGUUUCAUCAGUCAUCUCAUCUGCUUCAAGCACUCAUGCCGUUGCUACCCAAUCUGCUGAUGCCGGUUUGAUCUUAAACGCCCCAGUUGGUGCUUUAGUCGGUGCUGCUGCCUUUGGUUUACUUUUUUAA
This is a messenger RNA of Hansenula anomala, 651 nucleotides long. RefSeq names its product Ccw14p (gene CCW14). NCBI's taxonomy places the organism in Eukaryota, Fungi, Ascomycota, Saccharomycetes, Phaffomycetales, Wickerhamomycetaceae. Bases 1 to 651 code for a protein of 216 amino acids. The transcript has a single exon. The record is from RefSeq and is a predicted model, not a curated record.